AAUUCAGCCUCGAGGUAAUUUAAACGCUAAACGUCUAACGUUAACCUAAUUGGGUUAGGGUCAAAUGUGAAUGGCCCUGUACCUUAAACUUCGACCAUAAUAGUGUCCCGUAUCGUUGAACUCUCCCUCAAAAAUACAAAUCAAACUUCAAUACUCUCCCCCGUUGAUUCCUUUCAUCUCCUUCUCUUCCGAAUUUUAGAUACCCAAGAUAUUGCGAAAAUCUUCAUUUAAGAUUUUUUCCCUUGUUGUCGCAGCUCAACCUCACAUUUACGAAAACGAAAUCCCCCCCACCAUAUUUACACAGGUAUUCAAGGUUUAGAAAGCUUGUACAGUCACGAAGUACGGUCGGAUCGACGCAUGCGCAACUACUUGGACAACUAAAUAAACACUGUGAAGACGUAUGAUGGCAACUGAAGCCACUUCUGAGAACUUCGCGACGCCAUCUAUAACUCCUGAUCAUGAGCUGGUUAGUCUUUAUUUUGAAUGGUCCCUUGGAGUAAUUCGAAAAAUGCUGACAUGCGCCCAGAACACUACUGAAACCAAGAGUCAAGAUGUCCCCUCCGAACAAACUCCCUCUAUAGACGGAACCACUGCCGAUAAAGAUGGAAGUAAACAAUAUUCAGAUCUUCUCGACCCCAACAAUAUCUCGGCGGAGGUCAGUAUUAAUGGAGGAUCAGAUACUGAAGCUACGAAAGCGGAAACCUCGAAAACUGGUGACGAAAAAGGUGGUCAUGGUCGAUCGACCUCGGCCGUCAAGAAACCUGUCCCUUCUUUCAAGGCAGUUUCAGUAAAUAAGACAUUUUUGGCAUCGAAAGCUUCCACGGCUGUGGCCCCAACGAAGAUCGGAGAUAAAGGUGCGACAGUUUCUACUACUGCGCCAACCACUUUGACAACUUCAACAUCAACUACACCAAAACCAAGGCUAGUCGCAAAAUCGGGUAGUGGUCUUCGUGACUCAACACCACGAGCUUCAACUACGGCGAAUGGCGGAAAACCUGGUGGUGCCCCUGAUGCGAGCGCCGUGUGGAACAAAAACAGACGUAAGUUACACAUUGCUAUAUUUACACGGGUAAUCUUCUAACAAACAAACAAACAGCUGCAGCACCGCCAGAGCCAAAACGAUUUACCGAUGAAGAACUCAAGCAACGUUAUGGUAUUCAUUUAGCGACUAGGUUACAAGCCGACGACCCUGGUAAACAAGCAAAUUGGGCAGAUAUCGACGAUGACGAUGAUGAUUGGGCACCUGAAUCAAUUGAAUGGACUGAUGGAACGAAAAUUACUCUACCGCAUGCAGAUGAUGCACCUCCUCCACCUCUCGAACCUGUGCCAGAGCCUGCGCCGGUUGCAAAAGAAAUAAAGAAAGUAGAGCCUGUACCAAAACCAUCCAAGUCACCGGCACCUCAAGUGAUAGCUGCUCCCGCUCCUCGACUUGGGUCCGGAAAAGCUGGUUUGAUUCUUAAGGGUGCUCCUGAAAAGCCUACCCUCGUUGCAAAACCACCCGGACCUCCGACACCUGUUAAAUCUCCAUGGGCUCAGCUUCCGCCAGUUGAAAAAGUGGCUCCUGUCGCAAUUGAUGUUCCACAACAUCCUCCACAACAACCUCAACAAAAUCGAUUUAAUCAACGAGACCCUCAUGGAUUUUCUGGUAUGCCACUACCAGCCGCGAAAGAAAUUGCUGCCGAUGACUUUAGUCGAACUUGGAGGGAUGGAAAUGCAAGUGCUAGCAGGGAGCUCUAUAAUUCUCAAUCUGGUAGAUAUGAACCCGUUAAUGAGGCUCGACGUGGGGUAUCUAGAUCCGAAGGACAAUCUCGUGGCCCCGCAGUUCUUCAACGACCACCGCAUCAGGACGUACCUGCAGAGCCAUCUGCUGCUUUCCAAACUCAUCACACUAGCGCGCAACAAGGGAAUUAUGGACGCCGUCGCACUUCGUCUAAUGUUAGUGGAGGCAGUGGAAAUUUUGCUAGACGUAUGAGUCGUGGUCAUGAUCUGCCACCACCGAACGAUAUGUUGAAUGCACGCAGAGGCUCUUUAGCAGCUGUAAGUGAUGCACCCUCGUCACCUCGGAAUUUCUCUCCAUCUGGUCAAAACUUUUCAAACCAACAACAUCAGCAACGAGGUUAUCAAAAUCAAAACCAGCCAUGGCAAUCCAGGGCAUCGCCAGUUGUCAGUCAUCCAUCUCCUCAUUCUGCUUAUGGACAACUUGCUCCAGGACUGGGAGAUAUGCACAUGCAUGGUCAAGGUCCGCCACAAGGUCCACCAAUGGGUUCGGCACCAAAGGAAGAUGUUCUUGAAGAACAAAAGAAUAUCAUGAGACGAACACGUGAGCUCGCUAUCAAGAGAAGACAAGAGGCAGAAGCAAAAGAAGAGGCCGAGAGAAAGGAGCGUAUUCGUAUUAAGCUUGAAGCUAUGGGACCGCCUCCAGAAAAGAAGAAGGUUAAGGACGAGGUGGCCAAAGAAGACAAUGUUCCUACGUCGAUUCAAGCUCGUGAAGUCAAUCCUAUUCCUCCUACCAAAUCGGCGGAAACAUCCAAUGAUGCGCAUGCAUCAAAACCAGAAGUCACGAAUGAAAAUGUCAAUGCAAGGCACAUCGAAGGAAAUGCUAAUGGCCCUGAGUUACGGCCAAAUGGUGUCUACCAACCCAAUGCUCCAGUGUCUUCACCACAAGUUAUGCCUGAUAAUCGAAAUUCACAGUCAUGGCAGAGAAAUUCAUCUUCAAAUUAUCCUGCCGACAGAUUCACUUCAUGGUCGGCUGCGCCCCCACCACCACAAAAUUCAUCUUCAAGAAUUUGGGGACCUCCCACAAAUGAAAAAACAAUUGGAAAUGGUACUUUUAAUCCAGAAUUGAACAGGCUUCCGGAGAUGUCUCGUCAAUCACUCUCAGAUAUGUCUCAUCAAUCUGCUCAUCCAGGACCAAUUGGACCACCAGGUGCGAACCGUGGUAAUGGUACUUACCAGGCAAAUCGUGGUCGUGACCAAUAUAAUUCCCGACCACCUCCGAUUGGACCUCCAUCGGCUACUAGAGCACCGCAACCACCCAGAUCAUAUGAAGAGGAGCAACGAAAAUCUCUGGCUAGAUCGGUUUGGGGUGGUGUACCGGACAGAAUUUCCCAAGAGGAUGCAAUUCUUCACCAACAACAUCAAGAGGAAAUGGAGCGCAAGCGUGAAAUGGAAGCAGCUGGUAUUGUGGAGGAACUUCAUCAGCCUGUCUACGAAGAUACCUGGAAGCAAGUUACAUUGAACGACGAUGGAACAAGAAGCAAGACGAAGAAGGUUUCUACUGCUUUAGUUGAUGGAAGGCCGGCAACGUCUUCGGUUUUGGCGGAAAAUACUUCUCAUGGGAAUGCUCGACCACAAUACAACGACAGCAGUGCAUGGCCAUCAGGUGUAGAAGGAAACGCAUCAUACCGAGAAUCGAAAUUUUUCCCAAAUCAUAACCGCGAUGUUCGCCUCGAGGAGAUGAAUGGUCAUGGUUUUGAAAGAUCAUCAUCACCAUCCCCACCUCCACCUACCAUGGCUGGUCAUCCGGCUUAUGAUAGCGAGUUCGCACGUCCACAUGUUGCUUUACCACCACCAUUGCCUGUGGUUAGAUUGCCGCCUCCAACUAUCGUUCAACCAAUUGCUCCUCCUCGGCCAACGUCUUUUGCAGCUGCUGCGGCAGCUCCAGCUGUUCCUGCCAUUAGUCAAAUUCCUGGGUUAGCUGCUCGUCAAGGACUUGCGCGAACUGCGUCAACUACUUAUGAUAUUCGUAGAGGUCCGGCUCCAUCAACUCAAACAGGGGAAUGGAAGGAAAAGAUUGAUCAGUUGUUCGGCAAGAAGUCCCCACCAAGAACUCAUGCCCUUGCUGUCGACUCUUCUAGCAGACGUGCAUUUGAUCAUUCAUCAGAAUCGCAAGCUUCCGCUACUGUUUCUCUCCCAGGGUCCAUCAAUGAAAACUCAACUGAAGAAGAAGAAUCGUUUGACACAAAACCUGCGGCAGAAGAAUGUUUUGAGGAACAAGAGAUGGGUUCAGUGCCCGUUAUGAAGUUUCCACAAACGAUACCACCAAACGCCUUUCAACCUGUUGCAGCCCCUAAAAACCUGGCUCGAAGAUUCCUCAUUUCUGAUACCACAUCCAUUGAGCCACUCCAAUUUCCAUUAGAGACCAGCAAUAAUUCCAAUCUUCUUGUCAUUAUGCUACCCGGCCAGGAAACAUCUAGGUCUGUCCCUCUUCCCAUAUCUCGAAACAGAAGCAAUCCUAGACGUGGACGUGGUGGAUCACGACAACCAUCAUCAACUCAUUCAAGAGGCGGCCGUGGUGCGAGAGAUGCCAAUAAUGGCCCCGCAUCUACUCCUCGCGAAACCCAAUCCCCAAACCCGAGUAAUACUUCCGGCCGUGGUCGUGGUGGAAGAGGAUUUGGGAAUGGUACUAGCUGGAAUCGCCAUGCCGCGACUCCAGUUCACACUUAAUUGUCAGAGUAGUUCCAGAAAACACAAUCGCUUGGUCAUCAUAUUCUUUGUGGAUAUUGACCCUUCAACGUGUAUUUUUCAGGAACCACUUUCUCUUCUUCUACGCAGCACCCCUUUUUCGAAAUAUCUACACUUGUAACUUCAAACCCUCAUGAGCGGGUGUUUGUCUCGUCAGUGAUCAUCAUGCAAUUCUGUUUGCAUUAUGGAUCGCAAUGUACAUUUGCACGCAUUCAUGACUUGCUUCUUACUUUUUUUUUUUUAAGAGGCAUAGUCAUAGAUUAGGAUGGGAUACAGGGCAUUAUUUACCACGAUAUGAGGGAAUUAAAAAGGGAUCACCUGGACAUUGCAAUAUUCAUGAGGAUUCCUAAACUAACUCUCAAUCACAAGUACUUUUAUCGCAGUAUGUUUUGCUCUAUGGCUGUACAUUUGGAAUGACAGCAAUGCCAAAUGGAAAUGGCUCCUCACAAUUUUCAGAUGAAUAAAAUAUUUUAAAAAUCGUGAAAUAGUUUGAUGAAUGAUUAUGAAUGUGAUUUAACUUUUGUGAUGAUUGAAAUAAAUAGUCAUGUAAUCUUGUAUAGGUGUCUACUUACCAUCACUAUUACGUCUCAUCAAUACUGGUGUACCAAUCCAUCAAUUCUAUAAAAAUUCAAAUAAGUGAAUAAAUUUAUUUGAAUUUGUAUUCAAAUAUAUAGCUUUAUAUUCGAUCAUUUUUGUUUUUUUUUCAAUUCGAAUAAUUAUAAUAAAUCUUCGUUAAUUAAUAACAGUGAGGAUUUUAUAAAGAAAGAAAAAAAGAGAAAGAGAAAGAAAGAUUGAAUUUCCGAAAUAAGAAAUUUCAAGAAUUGUAGCUUAG
Molecule: messenger RNA, 5296 nt
Organism: Sclerotinia trifoliorum
Lineage: Eukaryota; Fungi; Ascomycota; Leotiomycetes; Helotiales; Sclerotiniaceae
Source: the annotation of a GenBank genome assembly